AUGGAGAAAAGUGAGCUCGAUCUGCAAAUAGAUUCUUCAAGGGCCGAGUCGUCGCAGGAAAGUGAGCUUGGUAGUCUUACCUCACGGAAUAAAACAGCUCCAGCCAGUGACAUUGACAUCGCCACCUCUUUCACUUCGGCGAAUCCUGGCGUGACGCCCGGAUUAAAGAACUGUUACCCGACAAAAGCCGCCGUCACGAAACUUGCAGGACCUAGUAAGCUAGCCGUCAUUACGUUACCGGACAAACAUGUGCCAUCUGGGUCUCGCGUCAUCGUGUGGGCAACAAAUACUUCCGACCGGUACCAUGUCAGCGAGAUCUUGGCAGGUUACCCAACGAGCUUGGACGACGAUUUCAUGAAUGCGCGUGUUGCACACAGCUGUCGAGAGUCUGUGUCUCCCAAGGACUACAUCUACAACUCUGUGAUUCUCAAACUGCUAGUAAUCAAGCUGAAAGCGGUCAUUGAAGCAGAACGGAAGAAGCGGCCCAAGUCGAAGUAUUUCAACCCCGUGGCACCGCGACAGCAACACCGAAGCCAUUGUUGCAUAUUUGCCUGGUGGAACGCCACGAUUUACAAGGAGCUGGCAAACGAAGUGGUGGUACAGCUCUAG
Messenger RNA from Phytophthora infestans T30-4, 609 nucleotides. RefSeq lists its product as uncharacterized. The coding region runs from base 1 to 609 and encodes 202 amino acids. The record is from RefSeq and is a predicted model, not a curated record. The transcript is spliced from 3 exons. Lineage: Eukaryota; Oomycota; Peronosporomycetes; Peronosporales; Peronosporaceae.